This is a messenger RNA of Fonsecaea multimorphosa CBS 102226, 3291 nucleotides long. RefSeq lists its product as uncharacterized. Lineage: Eukaryota; Fungi; Ascomycota; Eurotiomycetes; Chaetothyriales; Herpotrichiellaceae. Gene Ontology annotation, molecular function: metal ion binding; metalloendopeptidase activity. The record is from RefSeq and is a predicted model, not a curated record. The transcript is spliced from 2 exons. Gene Ontology annotation, cellular component: mitochondrion; cytosol. Gene Ontology annotation, biological process: peptide catabolic process. Bases 1 to 3291 code for a protein of 1096 amino acids.
AUGAACUCAGUCAGGCGCAUAACAGACGAAUUGGAGAAGCCAGACCUUGACGACAGAUCCUACCGAGUCAUUGAGCUUCCUAACAAGCUCGAGGCCCUGCUCGUCCACGAUGCAGAGACCGACAAAGCCAGCGCAAGUCUCAACGUCAACGUUGGAAACUUCUCAGACGAGGAGGACAUGCCGGGUAUGGCUCAUGCCGUGGAGCAUUUGCUCUUCAUGGGAACCGAGAAAUAUCCCAUAGAAAACGAAUACAGUUCCUAUCUCUCGUCGAACUCGGGGCAUUCAAAUGCAUACACAGCCGCUACGCAGACAAACUAUUUCUUCGAGUGUGCGGCGCGCCACGAGUCGAAUGACAAGCUUACCAAUGGCGUAGUGAAUGGGACUGCCCACGACACGGUGAAUGGUACGUCGAGGGGCCCUCUCUACGGAGCGCUGGACCGCUUCGCACAAUUCUUCGUGAAGCCACUCUUUCUAGAAAACACUUUGGACCGAGAAUUGCGAGCAGUGGACUCAGAGAACAAGAAGAACCUACAAAGUGACGGAUGGCGCCUAUCUCAGUUGGCAAAAUCGCUAUCAAACCCCAAGCAUCCGUUCCACCAUUUCUCCACAGGUAAUCUCCAAACCCUGAGAGACGAGCCCGAGAAGAAAGGUGUGAAGAUCCGCGACGAGUUCAUCCGUUUCUAUGAACGACACUACUCCGCAAACAGAAUGAAACUCGUGGUUCUGGGUCGUGAGUCCCUCGAUGAACUAGAAAACUGGGUAGUCGAGCUCUUUUCCGAAGUAAAGAACAAGGACUUGCCGCUGAACCGCUGGGAUGAUAUUGAAGUCCUGAGCAAAGAUCAAUUGUCCACCGAGAUCUACGCAAAACCGGUCAUGGAGUCUCGUUCUUUGGAAAUAAGUUUCCCUUGGCAAGAUGAAGAAGAUAUGUUCGAGACACAACCUGCUCGGUACAUCAGUCAUUUGAUCGGGCACGAAGGUCCUGGCAGCAUAUUGGCCUAUCUCAAGGACAGAGGUCUGGCUCAAACCCUCUCCGCUGGCUACCAUCCUGUUUGCCCAGGAUCCGCUUUCUUCGAGAUCGAUAUCGGGUUGACACCUGACGGGUUGAAGAACUACCACGAGAUUGUCAAGAUUGUUUUUCGGUACAUCGGGAUGAUGAAGGCGACUCCCCCAGUUGCCUGGAUGCAUGAGGAGAUGAAGAACAUGGCGGAAGUGGAUUUCAGGUUUCGCCAGAAGUCUCCUGCAAGUCGGUUUACCAGCGCCAUAAGCUGUGUGCUGCAGAAGCCUGAGUUGCCACGCAACUGGCUGCUUAGCAGCACGAGCAAGUUCAGAAAGUUCGAUGCUCAAGCCAUUGCCCAAGCUAUGCAAUAUCUCCGGGAAGACAACUUCAGGCUCAUGCUAGUAGCUCAGGACUACCCCGGUGACUGGGAUCAGAAAGAAAAGUGGUACGGGACAGAGUACAAAGUCGAGAGAAUACCUACCGAUGUGCUCUCGGACAUCCGAAGGGCCCUGUCCGAUUCGAAAUCAGACAGAAUACCGGAACUCCAUCUACCACACAAGAAUGAAUUCAUUCCUACCAAGUUAGAUGUGGAGAAGCUGGACGUCAAAGUACCUGCAAAGGCGCCAAAGUUGCUUCGAAAUGACGACAAGGUUCGCCUAUGGUGGAAAAAGGACGAUGCCUUCUGGGUGCCGAAGGCAAAUUUGUACAUCAAGGUCCGAAACACCGUUACCUCUGCAAACAUUGCGAACUACGUCAAGACAAACCUUUUCAUCGACCUCGUCAAGGAUGCUCUGUCAAGCUACUCUUAUGAUGCCGAGAUAUCUGGCCUCUCUUACGCUAUCGGACCAAACAUGGUUGGCUUCGACAUUAGCGUGCACGGCUACAACGACAAGAUGGCUGUUCUCUUAGAGAAAAUCUUAACCACAAUCCGGACGAUUGAGAUCCGAACAGAUCGAUUCGAGAUCAUCAAAGAGCGCACCGCCAGGAGAUAUAAGAAUUGGGCAUAUCAGCAGCCGUACUAUCAGAUCGGAGAUUACACCAGAUGGCUGUUGAACGAGCGCUCGUGGAUGAACGACGCAUACGCCAAGGAACUUCCGCACGUCACAGUAGACGACAUCAGAACAUUUGUUCCAGAACUCCUCCAACAGUCGCAUAUUGAAGUGCUCGCACAUGGAAACUUGUACAAAGAAGAAGCCAAGAAAAUUGGCAAUCUGAUUGAGUCAACAUUGAAAUCCCGCGCAUUCCCCUCCUCGGAAUGGUUGUUGCGGAGGAAUGUCAUCCUGCCGGAAGGAAGCAAUUUCGUCUACAAACACGUGUUGGGCGAUCCCGCCAACAUCAACCAUGCGAUCGAGUAUUAUCUGGAUGUCGGCCACGUUAUGGAUCUAGACCUGCGAGCGAAAACACAGCUGUUCAGCCAGAUGACGGAUGAACCGGCUUUCGACCAAUUGAGGACCAAGGAACAGCUCGGAUAUGUCGUAUGGAGUGGGAUACGUCCUGCAGCCGUAACGAUGGGAUACAGGGUACUGAUCCAGAGCGAACGAGAUCCGGACUACCUCGAAACGCGGAUCAAUGCCUUUCUACUUAAGUUCAAAUCGGAUUUGGAGUCGAUGUCGGAUGAAGAAUUUGAAGGCCACAAACGCAGCCUUGUCAACAAACGAUUGGAAAAGCUCAAAAAUCUUGAUUUCGAGACUGGUCGCUUGUGGGCCUACAUCAGCGCGGAAUAUCUCAACUUCUACCAAGUGGAUCGAGAUGUCGCGUCGAUCCGGCAGCUCACCAAGGAUGAUAUGAAGCGCUUCUAUGCACAGUAUAUCGAUCCGGAGUCGCCAAAGCGAAGAAAACUGUCAAUCCAUCUCGAGGCUCAAGCUUCAAGCCCAGUGCCGGAGGUUUCGCCAGCUCAACAAAAGGACCAGUUUGUGGGGCUAAUUGGACAAGUCCUAGGGUCUCUCAGCAUUGAUGUUGACGAAGAAAAAUUGAAAGUUCAAUUCGAAAACGUUGACCCUUCCAGCCUGCCCCAAGUCUCGAAUGCAGUCAAGGAGUACAUUGGGACGUCGACUUCACCAGCAAAGAGCAAUGAAACCCUGGAGCAGAUGAAGCAAGCUAUCCCACAAAUGCAAGUUGCGCUCAAGAUCAAGCCGGUGGAGCCGCCGAAGGAUGUCACGGAGGUGGCUGCUCAAAUCCCAACGCCCGUCAUCAUCAAAGAUGUCGCAAGGUGGAGAGCUGGCCUGGAAGUGACCAAGGGACCUGUCCCUGUUGAAGAUGUGCACAAUUUCGAGGACCUCGAACCCAAGUUGUGA